Messenger RNA from Puccinia graminis f. sp. tritici CRL 75-36-700-3, 249 nucleotides. RefSeq lists its product as uncharacterized. Bases 1 to 249 code for a protein of 82 amino acids. The record is from RefSeq and is a predicted model, not a curated record. The transcript has 2 exons. Lineage: Eukaryota; Fungi; Basidiomycota; Pucciniomycetes; Pucciniales; Pucciniaceae.
AUGCCUUUGGCCGGGAUAGACUGUCUCAUCCCUCAUUCCCAGGCCACUUGGUACAACAGCCAGACAGUCGGACCAUGCGUGUUAGGCAGCGCUGGUUGGGAGACGGUUUCUAAGCUACGUCUGUGGACGAAACUGCCCGACGAGCGCAAGCGGUCGCUUUUGAGACGGCUCCUGGUGACCGUCAUUCAGACCUUGUACGGAGCCCGUGUAUGGGCCGUGGGGGCUUGCGCGGAGGGUCCUGUCUCCUGA